GAGAAGAAGAAGAAGAAGAAGAAGCGCUGGUGCUCUCGGGGUGGCCCCGAGAAUACCUGCACUUGUUUCCCGUCGCAAGCAUGGACCGGGCCUUCCAACAAGAGAAGAGCCCUCUGGAGCUAGCAGCAACGCUCGACGACGCCACGUUCCAGAGCCUGAUUGCCCGGCUGGACGUGCCCAUACUGGACACGCCCAGCGCGAUCGUCGAGGCCGAGAGACAUUUGGCCUCGGGCCUGUCCUUCGACGUCAGCGUCGGCAAGGUGGCUGCUGGGGGAGCCAUUGACGUGCCGCGCUACCAGGACGGCCCGGCUCGUGUGCGGCUCCGCGGGGGAACUGUCGUCGUGUUCAAGCGGCCACGGGUGAACCCCCCAACCGAGUUGAACAGCGACCCGUUCGGUGGCGCCAGCUGCCGCGUGCCCCGGGCAGUGGCCCACGAGCUGCUGAUCCUCAGCCACGGCCCGCUGCGAGACCACGCCAACCUAGUCCGCCUGUUCGGCGUGUGCUGGGACUCGCGCUACGAGCCCAGCGCGGGCGCCAUGGUGACCAGCCCGGUCCUUGUCCAGGCGUGCGCGGGCCGCGGGAACCUGCAGGCCUAUCUCGAUGCGACGUCGGCGCAGACAGAGGGCGCCACGCUGCGGUGGGACGUCAAGAUGUUUUUGUUGAAGGGAAUCUUGGCCGGCCUGGCCGCGCUGCACGCCUGCAACAUUGCCCACGGCGACUUCAAGUGCGCAAACAUCCUCCUCGCCGACGACGACGACGAAGAGUACGACGACGAGCAGCAGCCGCCUAGCCGCCGCGGCAAUGGCAUCCCCACCCCGAAACUGUCCGACUUUGGAUGCUCCCUGAUUGCGCCCGCGCGGCUGCUGCACGACGCCCAAGGACACGACCAGGAGGAGCUGCGCUUGGAUGUCCUAGGCGGACCGACGGUGUUGUUCAUGGCCCCCGAGCUGUACCAGCAGGUCCAGCACAGCCGGCACUCGGGCUCGGCAUGCAAGGUGACCAUUGCGGAAGCGAUCCGCGCCGACGUGUACUCGCUUGGUCUCACGGCCUGCGCUAUCGCCCUGGGCGGUAGGGACGUGUUCGACUGCAUCGAGUUCCAGACCCGGCUGGCUCUGGACCCUGAGUAUGCCGUCUACCCCGACCUCCGUGUGCAGUCCAAGACGGACGACGAUGCCGCCAGGACCUUGGUCGAGUGCGCCACCGUCAUGGUGCAGAUGCUCGAGGUCGAGGCGCAGAUGUCGCGGCUCGACCUGUCGCCGUCUCCGGCAGGUAGUGACGAUCCAAGAGGCAGUCAAGGCUCAUCCGCCGGCCCUAGCCACGACUUCGUCGUUCAUGCUCUUCUCAGUCCACUGCUGGAGAGAAUGCUGGCAAAGAGCCCAUCUCGGCGCUUCCCAGACGCGUCUGCAGCGGUUGCUUCCUUUUUAGAAACCGAGGACCAGCCGCCCUUCCAGCCCCAUGAUCGCCCAGGCGGAGUGAAGGUAACCCUCAGCAAGGACCAGCCCUUGUUCUAUAGAGAUCCACGGGUCGAGACUCACGCUGUCUCUGCAGUGGCUGUACUCCAGAACCUCGACGCACUCAUGCUCAAGCCAGACGAAGUCAAACGGAGAAUGUUUGAGGACCUGAAAGCAAGCGCCGACACGCUCCAGUCUGCGCCAGACCCAGGGCCGCAAGACCCAAUCCUGGCCAACCAGGCGCAUUCCGCCUUCCAGGUCUCCGUCUGCUACCUGCACGGCCUCGGAGUUGAGUACAGUCUCGGCGAUGCAGCCAAGUACCUCUGCCUGAGCGCCCAGCACGGAUACCUGCAGGCCGUGCUGACCCUGUUCCCCUUCGCCGGCGCGUUUCCGCACCUGUUUCCCCCAGACCUGCUGCAGCAGCUGCCGCAGGAUGCGCUCCAGACAGCAGUCGCCAACGGGCCGCGGUUCGGACUCACGGCCUGGCUGCAGACCAGCGCGUAUGCGCGCGAGAACUACCCCGGCGCGUACGAGGCGGGCAUCACCGUGCUGCGCCAGAGCGGCUUCGCCGAGCUGGGAGAGAGCGCCGACGCCGAGACGCUGCUGCUGGCCGACACGUUCCGCGGCGCACACCCGGCGUACCUGUACUACGCUGUCGGCAGCGCCGGGUUCCUCCAGCGCAAGAUGCCCAUGAUCUCUGCCGACACGUUGAGGGAAUGGCUGGCGGCGGGCGUAGUACCUGACGGCGCGACAAACGCGAACUACGAGACGUGCCUGUACAUCUGCUGCAGGGCGGGCGAGGCCGACAAGGUGUUGAUGCUGCUCUCUGACUUCGGCUGGGCCAGAGACCAGGUCAACACGUCUAACCGCGACGGCAGGACACCGGCCCACUGGCUGCACUCGUUCGAUGCCGGCGACGUGGACGUGGGACAGGCGCUGCUGCAGCACGGCGCGGACCUCCAUGUGGUUGACGACUACGGGCUCCGUCCUGUUGAUCAUGCCAUCGUCGCUGGGAGAUCCGAUGUCGUGCGUUUUCUCCUGGCUCACCAAGGACUGCCCUACCUAGACCCAUCAUUCGCAGCCAAGGAUCUGAUGACAUUCCUGACAUCUGUCACCUUCAACGACAGCACCCUGUCCCAGCACUGCUGCGAGCACGCGCCUUUCGACGACGUCGCCGAGGCCCUGAAAAUGGUCGCCAAGAUUGGGCUGGAGACCCGCGUGGCUGCAUACGGGUCGGCGACAGGGCGUUACAUCCUAGACAUGUUCUCGGCGCUGCGCAAACGCAGAGACCUGUCUUUCUCCGAAGAAGAUGCCGCGUCGCUCCUGUUACCACUGGAGGGUAUGUCCAGAAGAGGAGGAAAGGGAAAAGAGCCAGCACGUGAUGACGACAAUGAGUCCCCUUCUUCAUCUUGUUACAAACCCACCCUGCAGGACUUCGUCCAACACACUCUUCUGCAAACCAUCUUCUCCAAAAACCUCGACAUCCUCGACGCGCUCGUGCAGUCGGACCUCGUCGCCCCGCUCGGCUCGUCCCCAGUGACAGAGAAUCUACUAUACUGCGCAGCACGCUGCGGCAGCGAGUCUGCGUUCCGUGCCUUACUAAACCUCAUCCCUAGCUUCGACCACCCGCACAGCGCGGCCACUGUCCUCCGGCUGCUCCUCAGCAGCACCACCACCACCAGCACCACCAACAUGGUGAAAAUGCUUCUCGCCUAUCUCGACGAGCACGGCGACGCAGCAGCCGCCGUCAACUUCCGCACAUCCGCAUCAUGCCCGCCAGGCUGCACGGCCCAGCACGACCACGUGCACAACUCGUCGGCGCUGUGGAACGCGGUGCGCGCCGAGAACUUUGCCGGCGCCGCGCUGGUCGCCCCGUACGUGACGUAUAAUGAUAAUAGCAACGUCAGCCCUACAACGCUGUAUUAUGUGCUGUCGUCGACGCCUAGGGGGAACAUAUUACGUCAGGUGCAGUUCCUGCUCGCGCUGGGCAGCACGCAUGCUGCAUUUUUGUGUCACCCGGCGGCUGGCGAGAAUACGCUGCAUGUGGUGGUGGAUAGGCAUGACGAAUACAACACCCCGUCCGAGUUCCGCCACGUCUUCGAGGCCCUGCUUGACGAGUUCGGCAGCGACCAAAACAUCGACGCGCUAGACCACAGCGGCAUGACCGCACUGCAGCGCGCCGUACGCGCCUGCUGCCCGGACGCCGUGGAACUGCUCCUCGACUGGGGCGCCGAAAAGUACUCCGGCAUUUCCAACGACAGCAGCAACAGUUUGCCCUACGACCUCGCAGUCGCACAGUUCAUGAUCCGCUACCAGGCCAUUGCUAGGCACCAGACUCGGGUUUCCAUUGCCGCCCACGGACUUGACGAAAAGGAUGAGCAUGGCUGCAGUGAGGAGGAAGAAGAUGCAGAUGGCGAGGCAGGAGAGGAGCUGCCGAGGCCUCACUAUCCGUUCUCCAUCUCAACGCCCCGGCCGAAAGCACCGCUGGAAACGGAUGCUCAUGAGAUCCGCAUGCUGGAGAUGGCCCCGUGCAUCCGCGUGCUCGCGCUGCUGUCAGAAACCGGCUCUUUUGGCAAAGAGCCUCAACCGCCCGAGGGCACGGCCGGACCCGAGGAAGUCAUGGCCGGCCUCGUGCCCUGCAGCGAUCGGUAUGAGGCGCUGCCGGCAUGGGAUGAUGCUGCCGCUGGACUGCCUGACGGUGAUGGAGAGGACGAAGGGCAAGGACAAGAAGUACCGGGCGGGAGCCGCGCUGCCGCCAUUGACGACGACGACGACAAACACAAGCCCAAACCGGAAUUAAGUGCCUGGGUGAGCUGCCGGAUGGGCGACCACGUCUACCGGCUCAACCUCAGUGAGGUCGAAGGGGAUGGCCAAGGGGGCAGGAACAUCGCCCGUCUUUGGAGCUGGCUGACGGCGAGAGAAGGGGCCCGCUUUGCCGUGCUAGGCGACAAGUACUGUGCCAGGAUCGAGCUUGUGGCCGUUGUCGGCGACGAUGAAGCGGGGAGGUUGUGGUGAUGGUAUUGCCAAUCUCAUCUAUUGUAAUCGGAACCCCAGCAUCGCAUCUGUCUCUUUCCUAUAUAGGUAUUAGUUAAGUUAUGUACUAGCACAUGCGGCCAUAGAUAGUGGAAAACUCGGGAUCCCGUCCGCUCUCCCAU
Lasiosphaeria miniovina is the source of this 4606-nucleotide messenger RNA. RefSeq lists its product as uncharacterized. Gene Ontology annotation, biological process: protein phosphorylation. The transcript has 4 exons. NCBI's taxonomy places the organism in Eukaryota, Fungi, Ascomycota, Sordariomycetes, Sordariales, Lasiosphaeriaceae. The coding region runs from base 81 to 4466 and encodes 1461 amino acids. Gene Ontology annotation, molecular function: ATP binding; protein binding; protein serine/threonine kinase activity. The record is from RefSeq and is a predicted model, not a curated record.